Messenger RNA from Amorphotheca resinae ATCC 22711, 310 nucleotides. RefSeq lists its product as hypothetical. The record is from RefSeq and is a predicted model, not a curated record. Bases 67 to 264 code for a protein of 65 amino acids. Lineage: Eukaryota; Fungi; Ascomycota; Leotiomycetes; Helotiales; Amorphothecaceae. The transcript has 2 exons.
ACCAAUCUUUGUAAUUACUGCUGGCUGUUCUUUCCGCAAAUCUAAUCCCUUCUACUUUUACUCCAGAUGCCGCAUCUCGGCAAGCCAGAGUAUAAGAGGUAUCAUACUAUCAUCUCAUCGGUUCCCCUAUUCUUUUUGUAUACCUUAGCAAGCAAAAUCCUGAACUGUAUUGUCCAUCAACUGCAUCAUCGACCGCAUUAUGCUCAAUAUCCACGCCAGGGAUACUACGAGACCCCCGAACCUUCUAUUAGGGGGACAUCGUGACAGAUUCGACACUUGUCUUGGAGAAGGGGAGGGGUAAGGGAAAGAG